Chaetomium strumarium is the source of this 1572-nucleotide messenger RNA. RefSeq names its product cytochrome P450. The coding region runs from base 1 to 1572 and encodes 523 amino acids. Lineage: Eukaryota; Fungi; Ascomycota; Sordariomycetes; Sordariales; Chaetomiaceae. The transcript is spliced from 3 exons. The record is from RefSeq and is a predicted model, not a curated record. Gene Ontology annotation, molecular function: heme binding; oxidoreductase activity, acting on paired donors, with incorporation or reduction of molecular oxygen; iron ion binding.
AUGGGCGUCCUAAAGGCCGCGGACGGCCACCAGCCCCAGACCAAAACCCUCGUCGGCACAGCCCUGGCCUUCCUCGCAGCACACUGGGCUCUCGCCCUCGUCGGCGCCCUCGUCGUCCGGGCGCUGUACAAGCGCUAUGCCUCUCCCCUGCGCAAAUACCCAGGGCCUUUCCUCGCCUCCGUCACGCGCCUCUGGAAGGUCAAGUCGACGGCAUCCGGGCGCACCCACCUAGAGCACAUCGAGCUACACCGCAAGUACGGCCCCGUGGUGCGCAUCGCGCCCAACGAGGUGUCAGUGUCGUCGCCCGAGGCGGCGCGCACGCUGCUCAGCGCGGGCAAGCGCUUCUUCAAGACGCCCUUCUACGGCGUCUUCCCGCCGCCCGAGAACCCGGACAUCUUCACCGAGACGCGCGAGGACGUGCACGCGACCAAGAAGCGCGUCGCCAACGUGCCCUACAGCAUGGCCGCCAUGCAGCAGCUGAGCCCCUUCAUCAACGACACGAUCGAGCUGCUGGUCCGCAAGAUCGACGAGCACAUCGCCGCGAACCGCGGGGUGUUCGACCUGGGCGACUACCUGCACUACUUCGCCUUUGAUGUGCUCGGCGAGGUGGCCUUCAGCCGGAGCUUCGGCUUCCUGGCCGAGGGGCGAGACGUGGAUAACGCCAUCAAGACAAUCGACAACUCGCAGAUGUAUAACGGCAUUGUGGGCCAGGUGCCGGAGCUGGACCACCUGUUGCGGAGGAACCCGCUGUGGCAGUACAUCCCCUGGUUGAGCACCAAGAACGCGCUGAUCACGAGGAUGGCGCUGGAGGAGAUGGCGAGGCGGCAGCCGUUUGAUAAGGACAAUGCCGGGCUGUUGCGGACGGGGGACGGCAGGCAGGAUCUCAUGGCCAGUUUGAUCCAGGGCCAUCUGAAGGACCCGGAGCGGUUCAGGGAAGGCGAUGUCUUUGCUGUGGCGCAUGGUGCGAUCUUCGCCGGCUCCGACUCAACGGCCUCGACGAUGCAGUCCUUCUUCUGGCACGCGCUCGACGACCGGCGCGUGUACAACAACAUCGUGCGCGAGCUCGAGGAGGCCGUCCGGGCGGGCACGAUUCCCGCCGACGGCAACCUCUCGUGGAACCAGUCGCAGAACCUGGCGUACCUGCAGGCCUGCCUCAAGGAGGCCAUGCGCGUGCGCCCGGCCGUCGGGCUCAACAUCACCCGGCUCGUCCCGCCCGAGGGCGCCGAGCUGGACGGCCACUUCUUCCCCGGCGGCGUGUCGGUCGCCUGCAACGGCUGGGUGUUGCACCGCGACAGGGACAUCUUCGGGCAGGACGCCGACGACUUCCGCCCGGAGCGGUGGCUGGAGGAUGAGGAGCGCGCGAGAAGGAUGGAGCGGUAUAUGUUCCAGUUCGGCGGCGGCAGCCACCUGUGCAUUGGCCGGAACCUUGCCCUCCUGGAGAUCAACAAGGUGGUCCCCAGGCUGCUGCGCGACUACAGGUUCGAGCUCGCCCAUCCGGGGCGCCCUCUCAAAGCCAACGCGUCGUUCUUCGUCGUCCAGUCAGGGCUGGAGGUGUAUAUUAGGAAAGCAUAG